AUGUCGUCCAUCUCUCAAGUCAUCAUUCACGACCAUAAAGAGCUCGAGGAGUACUAUAACAACAUCAUCAGCUCUACCACCAAGGAUGACAAGAUCAGAUGGCAAAACCAGUUCACUUGGGAGCUCGCUCGACACUCCAUCGGCGAAGAAUUAGUAGUCUAUCCGGCUUUCGAAAAGUAUCUCGCGGAUGGCAAAGCUAUGGCUGAUCAGGAUAGAGCUGAACAUGCCAAGGCUAAAGAACUCCUCUACAAGUUCCAAAGUCUUUCCCCCGACCAGUCGGAAUUCGAACCCACCAUCAAGAAACUCUGGAGCGAGUUGACAGAACACAUCAAGGGAGAAGAGCAAGAUGAUCUUCCCAAACUCGAAAAAUCCCUUCCUGGGGAAGAAUCAGCCAAUCUUGCCGCUAGUUUCCAGAAUACCAAGAAGUUCGUGCCUACUAGAAGCCACCCUUCCGCUCCUGACAAGCCUCCUUUCGAAACUGUUGCUGGUCUCCUCGCUGCUCCUAUGGACAAGUUGGGAGAUUUGUUCCGCAAAUUUCCCAAAGAGUGA
Molecule: messenger RNA, 549 nt
Organism: Kwoniella shivajii
Lineage: Eukaryota; Fungi; Basidiomycota; Tremellomycetes; Tremellales; Cryptococcaceae
Exons: 3
Coding region: 1-549 (182 amino acids)
Source: RefSeq, a predicted model, not a curated record